Messenger RNA from Cyprinus carpio (common carp), 2696 nucleotides. Its product is annotated as zinc finger and BTB domain-containing protein 48-like. Gene Ontology annotation, molecular function: protein binding. The record is from RefSeq and is a predicted model, not a curated record. Lineage: Eukaryota; Metazoa; Chordata; Actinopteri; Cypriniformes; Cyprinidae.
GUUUCAACAUGGCUUCUUGAUGUUUAGCUCAAAUUAAGCAUUUGAUGCUAUACGUUAUAUAAUUUACUCAGUAAGUUACAUAACGCAUAUAUGUGGGCUUUCAGUAUAUGAAAAAAAGACGAGAGCAGUGAUCAGAUUUACGCUAAAGAUGGAGAUACUUGCUGAAGGGACCUCUCACGCUCAGCGGGUGCUGUCCUUGCUCAACCAACAGAGGGGUCUUGGCCACUUCUGUGAUGCCAUGUUGAGCACAGCGAGUGGACAGGUGCAUCUGGCCCAUCGCAAUGUUCUUGCCUGCUUCAGCCACUUGUUCCAAGACCCCAGUUCAAACACGGCAUGUAUGAAGAUCGAGCUGCCAUUAGAGUGCCCUGACGAUGGACUAGAGCUACUGCUUAACUUUUUUUACACUGGUGAACUCCAGUUAGACGACAGCAAUUUAGAGAAGAUUCAGAAUGCAGCUAGCGGACUAUCAGUGCCGGAUUCUCUCAUACCUUGCCAGAGUUUGCCAGGUGUAGAGAAUUUGCAGUCACCUGUCUCGAGUGAAGAUGAUAAAGACAAACCACUGUUCCCUCUCACAUCUGCAGACGCUCAGCCUGAUCACACCCCGAAAGGAAAGACUAGAUCUUGGCAGAGGACAAAAAAUAAGCCCGAUGCAUGCAGGGCAGGUCCAGAGGUCACAGCUAGUGAUGAUGACCCUCCUGCCUCGACGUCUACUACCAUCACACGUUCUGGAAGGCGUGUAAAAGGGCCUAAUCGACUAGUCGGGGAUAGCCCCAUGUCUACUGUGAUGAGGCAGGGAGCAGGAAGAAGAAAAGCAUCAUCUCUAGAAGACAAAGAGCAGGAGACUUCUGCCACUGAGGACGGAGAUCACCUCAAACAUCAAGACACGAGUGAGACUGAGGUGGAUGGAUCUGUUGAUAACCAAAAUAACAAUGAUGUCGACAAUGAUGAUGAUGAUGAUGAUGACAGUGACAGAGGUGACAGUAUGGAUAUUCUUAUUGAGGGAACUGAUGAAGAGUAUGUGCCUCAUGAUUCACCUUGCUCGACCUCAAAGACUCCACGGGGAAAGCGCAAACGACUUGAAAAACGUACCAAUAAGGAGAAUGGGGAAGGAACAUCUAAAGAAAAAAUAACCAAGUACUACCUGAAAGUGCACAACAGGAGACAUACAGGAGAGAAGCCCUUUGCAUGUGCUAAAUGUGGGAAGUGCUACUAUCGGAAGGAAAACCUGCUGGAGCAUGAAGCCAGGAAUUGUCUUAUCAGAGCAGCAGUGGUGUUUUCAUGUUCAAAAUGUACCAUGACCUUUAAAAAGCGACAUGAGCUGCGUCUUCACACGGUCACACACACAGGAGAGAUGCCCAAUAAGUGCACGUCAUGCCCUGACCAGUUCAUGCAGAAGAAAGACCUCAAGAUCCACAUGAUUAAAGUUCACGGAGCUCCCAAACCACACGCUUGUUCGUUGUGUCCCAAGUGUUUCCUGUCCCGCACUGAACUACGUCUACACGAGGCAGCCAAACAUCGUGGUGAGAAACUGUUUGUGUGUGAGGAGUGUGGCCAUCGGGCCUCCAGCCGCAACGGCCUGCAAAUGCACAUCAAAUCCAUUCACAGAAAUGAGCGUCCUUUUGUGUGUGAGUUCUGCAAUCAUGCUUUUACCCAGAAAGCCAAUCUCAACAUGCACCUUCGAACACAUACUGGAGAGAAACCUUUCCAGUGCCACCUCUGCGGCAAGACAUUUCGCACACAAGCGAGUCUGGACAAACACCACCGCACGCAUACAGGAGAACGGCCAUAUAGCUGUGAGUUUUGUGAGCAGCGCUUUACUGAGAAAGGCCCUCUCUUACGCCACAUAGCCAGCAAACACCAAGAAGGUCGACCACACUUUUGCCAAAUCUGCAACAAAAGCUUUAAAGCCAUUGAGCAGCUCCGUGUUCAUGUACGACGUCACAAAGGCAUGAGAAAAUUUGAGUGUACUGAAUGUGGUUACAAGUUCACCAGACAGGCACAUUUGCGACGACACUCACAGAUCCACAACCGUGUGGAGAACUACAACCCCAGACAGAGACGCUUACGUAACCUGGUAGUGGAGGACGAGAGUGCAGCUGCUUCAUCUAGUCCUCCCAGCCAGGUGGAGGCUCAGGCUGGACCAGCAGACGUGGUUAACCUAGUUAUCCAGCCAGAGGUGGUUGUGGUGGAACAGGUCGUCUCAGCCUCUGCUGGAGGAACAGGAGGAGAGCAGGCCACAUAUUCAGUGACUGAUGGAGCAGUGAGUGGUGAACAGACUGGAAAGACUGAUGGUGGAGUGGAGCAGACUCCGUUCACUGUAGCAGAUGCGAUGGAGCAGACCCUGCUGGUGACCGAUGCAUACCCCAUCCAUCAGUCCAGUGUGGUCACGGGGGAACUGCCCAGCUCUGCAGCUGAUGGGAACAUCUAAAUGAAGGGACUUAUUGAUUCCAUUGCAACAAAGCUACUUUACAACAAAGUAUGCAGUUUAAAGGUUUUAAAUUCUGUCAUUAUUUCCUCAGCCUCAUGUUGAUCCAAACACGUAAGACCUUCAUUUAUCUCCGUAACACAGAUUAAGGUAUUUUUGAUAAAAUCCGAGAGCUCUCUAAUCCUCCAUAGACAGCAAGGUUCCUACCACGAUCAAGGCACAGAAAGGUAGUAAGGACAUCGUUAAAAUAGUCCACGUGACAUCAGUGGUU